This is a messenger RNA of Penicillium cataractarum, 543 nucleotides long. RefSeq lists its product as uncharacterized. The record is from RefSeq and is a predicted model, not a curated record. The coding region runs from base 1 to 543 and encodes 180 amino acids. The transcript has 2 exons. NCBI's taxonomy places the organism in Eukaryota, Fungi, Ascomycota, Eurotiomycetes, Eurotiales, Aspergillaceae.
AUGAAACGUCCAGGCUUCCGGCGUCUUCAUCUAUCUAGUGGUGACUGGACAGGAUUCCAAAGCGGAUUAUUCCGUCGAGCUAUCAGCCUGGCUGAUGAAUUGACCUAUCUCCAUUUAUCAACUACAUUUAAUGAUGGAUCUCAUUCUUCAAUGAGAGAUCCACCUCUUCCCCUAAAAGAGGUUCUGUCUAUCAAGGAGUGGCCGCAACUGUCUCACUUAGCGCUCUCUCGCUUUAGUGUUGAUACGUCGGAGUUGAUGGACAUACUCAAGUUGGCACCAUCCUCAUUGCGAUCUCUUGACUUGGAAUUUAUCGAGUUCCCCUUCGAUGAACUGGGUUUGACUGGUCUACUAGAGAGGAUGCCAGAAGAAGUGGAUUGGAGUAAGAGAGAUCUGAAACCGACCGUCACGAUCGGGAUGGAAGGCCAUCGCGUAUGGUCGGGGAGGUUCAGACGAGGUAGCAAGCUUUCUCUAUGGGUCUGGAGAAAAUCCCCUGGAUGGAACAGAUACACGCAGCCCCAAAGACGGGUACGGGACGAAUCAUGA